AUGCCUGCAACAUGCACUUUGUCCGUCUCGAUUAUUACGAAUGCGAUGCGUAGCAUCUACCUCAGCAACGUUACCACGCAAUCGCCUAAACUUUGCUUGUCGUCCAAGAGUCAGCCAUGCCUUGCACGUCCUCGAUUCAAUACACAUCCUUUACGUGCGUCGUCCAGACGAUCGUUUGCAACCACAUCCAGAAAUGGCCAAUAUGUGCCAAUGACCUCGAGUGAGGAAGGCAUAGGCAAGAUUAAGACCAAGACCAAGACCAAGACCAACGUCGACGACGAUUUCGUACUCGAUAUAUUUCCCAAGGAACCCCCGCAAAAAGCAAAGAGCACCGACAAGUCGCAAAAGAAGGUAGCAGAAGGGGCCCGGAUUAAAACGUUCAAAGGGAAAAAGCCCGAAGGAACAGAGGAGUCUGCCCCGAAGAAGAAACCCAAGCCGGAGCCGUGGCAACUGCAGAAAGCAGCCCUGCAGAAAAAGUUCAAGGAGGGGUGGAACCCGCCCAAGAAAAUAUCUCCAGAUAACAUGGACAUGAUACGCCAUCUCCAUUCAACCAAACCCGAGGAAUGGACAACACCGGCCCUUUCGGACGCCUUCAAGGUAUCGCCAGAAGCCAUCCGACGCAUCCUUCGAAGCAAGUGGCAGCCAACAGAAAAUGGGAGGAAAGAACGCCAGGAGCGAUGGGAGAGACGCCAUGAGAGAAUAUGGGCCCAAAUGGCCGAACUGGGUCUGCGUAAACCGAUGCCAUCGGUCAAUCAGUACUCUGAUCUCACUGCGUUGGGGAUGCCAGCGCCGAAGCCAGAUGGUCUGCGCCGGCGCCGGCGCCGGUCUCAGCCUCAGCCUCAGCCUUUGAAAUAG
Messenger RNA from Talaromyces rugulosus, 855 nucleotides. RefSeq lists its product as uncharacterized. The transcript has a single exon. Gene Ontology annotation, cellular component: nucleus. The record is from RefSeq and is a predicted model, not a curated record. Bases 1 to 855 code for a protein of 284 amino acids. NCBI's taxonomy places the organism in Eukaryota, Fungi, Ascomycota, Eurotiomycetes, Eurotiales, Trichocomaceae.